This is a messenger RNA of Saprolegnia parasitica CBS 223.65, 2469 nucleotides long. RefSeq lists its product as hypothetical. The transcript is spliced from 2 exons. The coding region runs from base 1 to 2469 and encodes 822 amino acids. Lineage: Eukaryota; Oomycota; Saprolegniomycetes; Saprolegniales; Saprolegniaceae. The record is from RefSeq and is a predicted model, not a curated record.
AUGGCCGAAGGAGCCGCCACGCAGCAGGACAUCGUCGCGGCCAUGCGCGUGCACACGAAGAAGUGCAUCGACGGGAUCCAGGACCGUCACCUCGCCCAGCUCCGCGAGAUCAAGAAGGUCGUCAGCCAGGACCAGGAAAAUUUCAUCAACGCGUACAAAGCGCAGCGCGCGCUGACCGAGACGGCCACGACGAAGGCCGUGGCCGCCGAGGCCCACAUCGUCGAGCUCACGGCCAAGUGCGAUGGCCUCGUGGCCGCGAACGACAACGUGGGAGCGCAGCUGGCUGCGUUGCAGUUGACCGCGGACGAGCUCCGAGCGGACGCCGACUGCUUGCAGAGCCAGCUGCAAGCGUCAGAGCAGCACGUGCGCGAUCUCUCGGUGCGCGAGACAGGCGUUGUCAACGCCAACACGGCGCUGCAGUCAAAGAUCGGUACGCUCCAAGUGCAGCUCCGCACUGCGGUAAGCGAGUCCAACGAGUACAAGAAGCGACACGACGAGCUCGCGCUGACGUGCAAGGGUCACGAGGACAUCAGCACACAGCAGAAGAGCGACCUGGUUGCGUCGAACGUCCGUCUCAAGAUUGCGACCGCGGAAGUGCAAGCCAGCAGCGAAAAGCUGAAAGCGCUCGCCGCCGAGAAGGACGGUGUGAUCGCACGCCUGCAGAACGAGCUCGCUGCGUCCAAGGCAGACGCCGAGCGGGCCAUUACAGAAGCUAUGCGCAAGCACCAGAGCGAGCUCGCCGCUGCAUUGAUGGAGCUGGAAGAGGUGCGCACGCCCCUUGCCGCCAACGUUGCAGCAGCCGAAGCAAGUACGAGCCUCUCUGACCUCUUGUUUGUCGAUGGUGACCACUUUGCGGCAGACCUGCAACGACUUGAAGACGACCUCGCGACGUCCAAGGCCGAGCUCGCCGAGGCAGCGGCGGCGGCGGCUGCCAGCAAGGCGACGAUUGACGUGCUGUCAACGGAGAAGCUCGCGCUCGCAGCGACUGUCCAGGAACAGAAAGACGGACUCGCUGCAAUGACCUUGCAGCUACGCGAGUCGGUCCAGCGCACGGACGCCAGUACGCAGCAGAUCGCGGCGCUCUUCAACGAGAAGAAGCGCCUCGCGUCGGUUCUCAAACGACUUGACGAGGCCCUCGCGACGUCCAAGGCCGAGCUCGCCGAGGCGGCGGCUGCCAGCAAGGUGACGAUCGAGGCGCUGUCAACGGAGAAGCUCGCGCUUGCUGCGACACUCCAGGACAAGACCAAAGCCCUUGCUGCCAUGACGGUGCAGCUUGACAAAGCCAUGGCAUGCAUCGACGCCGACAAGGAGCAGAUCGAGUCGCUCUUUGACGAAAAGAGUCGUCUCACGUCGGCUCUCGUGGUGCACGAAGCCGCGAUCGAGGCGUUCAACGCCGAGCGCGAUGCAACCAAGGCGGAGCUCGAGCAAACCAAGGCCGAGUCGCAGCAGCGCGCCGACACCAGCAUCAACAUGUGCCGCAAUUUCGAAUCCGAGAAGGACGAAUGGCACUUGAGGAUCGCGCAGCUCUCGACAGACCUGAGCGAUGCCAAAGAGCAGCAAAUGGAGGCACUCCGCGGCGAGGCAAGCCGCCUCACGUCAUUGGUCGCGCAACAAGAGGCGGCGAUCGCUGCGGCCACGUCGGAACUCGCCGAUGCAGUGACCGCCAGCCAAUUGGCGCUCGAGGCAGCACACCAAGAGAAAACAGACGCGCUGGCCGCAAUGACGUUGCAGCUGCGCGACGCGGCGGACGACAAGCAGCAGCAGAUCAAGGUGCUUCUUGCUGAGAAGGACCAUCUCACGGCAGUGAUCCAGCUGCACGACGCUGCGUCCACGGCCGAGCUCGACGAAAUGAGAACGCAGUGGGAAGACCUCUGUGCGACGAAGGAUGCUACUGUCCGGCAGCUCCACGCCGACCUUGACGUCUCCACCACAGCGUUGACGCUCGCGCAAGUCGCCGCCACCGCCAGUGCACAGCAGAUCAAUGCGCUCGCGGCCGCCAACCGUCGCCUCCAACAGGCCUAUGGGCAGCUGGCGACAGAAUUGGCCACGACCAAGGCGGCAGCCAAGCAAGCCCAGGCGAACCUCGACUACGCGACCGCCACCUGCGCCAUGCGCAUGGAAGAGGCGGACGCACGCCAGGCCCGUCUGCUCGCGACCAUCGAAAUGCUGCAAGCGCGCGUUCCCAACCAAGCGCCCAUGGUCUGUGACCAGUGCGCUCGCUUAAAGGCCUUGCUCGAGCAGUCGUCGACGGUGAUUGCGAGCUUGCGGGCCGAUCGGGCCGCGGCCCUGGACCAGGCCAAGCCAGAUGCCGAUAUCGUCCGAGCCUUUUUUGCGCGCGUCGACGCAGUGUUUCCGAUCCUCCACUCCAACGCGAUCGAGCCGCUCAUCCAAGGCAUGUACCAAGGCGACACGCGCGUCUUUGAGGCCACGGACGGCUUCACGGUCUUUCCGCGCUGCUUAUUGGAAUGA